GAGAGAUUUGCGUUUUAAAUCAUAACAAAAAGUUGUAGAAGGAUCUUUUUUUCUUUAAUUUGGUGGUGUGACGGACUUUGGUUAUCUGAUUAAGUAGAAAAACAGCUGUAGGUAAAUGUUAUCUUACUUUUUUAAAUUACUACGAUUCUGAGCAAGCUUAGAGGCCAGAAUCUGGCUUCUUUAAAGUUGUAGGACGAAAGGAAAAUGAAAUUUGUAGAUGCCGUGGCAUUAAUCCCUUAGAAGAGAAAUAAUUUAUAUUCAUACUUCAUCAUUUAAAGGUGAAAAAUCCCUAAAUGUUUUCCAAGUACUUUACAAACAGAAUUUAAAUUGAUUAAAACUCUGAACUGAAUUUCACAAAAUUUUUUCCAAGAACUUUACAAAUAGAAUUAAACUCUGAAUUGAAUUUCACUAAAGAGGGGUUGAUAGACAUAAACAGUUCAUACUUUGGAAAAGUGUUCAGUCACCCUGGCACCAAAUUUUGAAUUGGAUUAGUAUUAGUGUAAAAUCAUUCAAGGUUAGAAUAUCUUUAAUGUCUACAAUUUUCGAAAUGCCUUUUAAGUUGUACAUUUAGCCCCAAGAAAAACAUACAUGUGUAGUGGAUCAGCAAAUAAUACCAAAAAUUAUAUUUAAAAUGAAUUUUUGUUUAAUGAUAAUUAAAAAAGAUAAUGGAUGUCAGCUUGAACAAAUGGUUGUCAACCAGGUGAUGUAUGCAUUUGUAGUUUACAUAGUUCUGACAUUUAAUCCAAUUUGAAAAUUUCAUACUAUACGAUAGAAUUAUCCUUUCAUGAAAUAAGCCAUUCACUUAAAGCAUUUUAAAGUCCCUCACAUUUGAAUAGAGACCUUAUUUUCUUGAAAUUCAAUGUAUACAUGUAGUUGAUUCCACUGUUUUAAAAGGAAAAUGAGUCAUUGAGUUUUUGUUAUUGAAAACUAGGAUCAGAUGACCAGAAAAAAGUAAAAAGUGUUCUAUAUACGUUUACAUGUACUUCGUAAUCAGAUCAUAUUUCCGAGAUCAAAUUCUUUUUCAAUAUAGAGGCACUGAGUGAAAGUGGAACUUCUUGCAGAAGCAGUUGAGCAGUUAUAAAUAUGGCAGUGCACAAAAGCAGAACUCAAUAUACAUCUGUUUUGUCUUAUGGACUGCUUUUGAUAUAAAUUUACAUUUCGUAAUACAGCCCAGUUUAAGUUUGAUGUUAAACUCAUAAAAAAUAGUGUUAUUUAACAUUUUCAAUUUCGUUUUAUUCUCUUUUUUUUUUUUUAAGAGCAUUAGAACUGGCUUUAGGCUAAAAAGCAAGAAAGAAGCUCAUUCUUGUGUUCUGUUCUGAUUGCCCCAGUGAAGAAUGAAGAAGGAACAGCAGUAAUGUACAUAGUCAAUCAUGAGGAUGUCACAUGGUCACCAAACAAAGAGGAUGUCACCUCAACAAAAUCGUGCUUCCAACUUCCACUACAAGUAAACAGGAUCCCUGCCGCGAUUCGGCGGAAGAAGAAAGAUUACGAUACAGCAGCUACUGACGAUGAUGACGACCAGGGCCGUGAUCCUGAAACACACUUCACUUUCACGUCAAGCGGGGCCGCGAGUGAAGUAGAAUCCCCUUCGUUCAUCCCAGUUAUGAGCGUGGAUCCGCCUACCCCGACCGGGUCCACCGCCCCCAGUCCAGUGAGAGAAUAUCCAUCCUCACCCUCCACCCCUGAAAGACAAACUUUCUGCAAGUCUCCCAGUUUGAAGUCAUGUUCGUUGAGCGACAUGUCGAAAAUUACAGCAAAUGCUCUGAGCGGCGAGUCAGAAUCGCUUUUAAAACCGCUGGCUUCGGUUUCGCCGGCUUCAAAACCAGGGAACAUGUUGUAUAUUCCCGAGAUGAAGGGUCGUCUCUCUGCGGCCGUUUCCGAAUCUUCGUUGUGGAAUUCUCGUAACAAACCGUGGUUAGAUGGCACAAACAUGGAUUUCAGAGGUUCAACGCUUAUAAGCUCUCAGGGUCUUGUUCACCCGAGAAAAACAGAGAAAGUCGCUCAGGUUAUGUCCCUGGGUGCUGAUGUCCUUCCAGAGUACAAGCUCCAAGCUCCCAAAAUCCACCCCUGGACAAUUCUUCACUACUCGCCUUUUAAGGCAUUCUGGGACUGGCUGAUUUUGUUUCUUGUCAUUUAUACGGCGAUUGUGACGCCAUAUGUGGCCUCAUUUAUUUUGACCCGGGAGGAAAACAAUAAGAAAACGGAGACAGAGGGGAGUACGGUCAGCAUCUACGUCGACCCCCUGGUCAUUGUUGACUACAUAGUGGAUGUCAUGUUUAUUAUCGACAUUUUUAUCAACUUCCGAACGACUUUUGUCGACAUUAACGACGAGGUUGUUAGUCAUCCAUGCCGUAUUGCCGUGCAUUAUUGUAAAACGUGGUUACUCAUUGACUUAGUGGCUGCGAUUCCUUUUGAAUUGCUCAUCUUGAUUGGUGAUACAGACCAGACAACAACACUAAUCGGUCUCCUUAAAACAGCUCGCCUCUUACGACUCGUCCGAGUCGCUCGGAAGUUGGAUCAUUAUUCAGAAUACGGAAUGGCAGUACUUUUACUCCUGAUGUGUUCGUUCGCGUUACUCGCGCACUGGUUGGCCUGUAUAUGGUAUUUUAUUGGCGACUUGGAACGGAAAGCUAAUGGUACCGCCAUAGGUUGGUUGGAUUCACUGGGUAAACAGCUUGGGCAGCCAUAUAACAGGACUGAUGUAUCAGCAGGACCUGAUAUACAGUCCAAAUAUGUGACGGCGCUUUACUUCACUCUGAGUAGUUUGACGAGUGUAGGGUUUGGUAACGUGUCACCAAACACAAACCCCGAGAAAAUUUUCUCCAUUUGUGUUAUGUUGAUUGGAUCAUUAUUUUACGCCGCCAUAUUUGGUAAUGUAGCCGCCAUCAUAGCGAGGCUGUACUCAACCACCUCCCGAUAUCACGCGCAGAUGCAGAAAGUACGCGAGUUUAUCCGGUUUUACCAGAUUCCCAAUCCCCUUCGGCAGAGAGUCGAGGACUACGCCCAUCACAUGUGGUCCUACACUAAUGGUAUUGAUAUGGAAUUGGUUCUUAAACAUUUUCCUGAGUGUCUACAGGCUGAUAUUUGUCUCCAUCUCAAUUCAAGCCUUCUGCACACUUACCCAGCAUUCACUUCGGCACCGAUGGGUUGUUUACGCGCCCUUGCUCUGCGCAUAAAGACCACUCACCUCCCCCCGGGAGAUUACAUUAUCUACCAGGGAGAUGAGGUGAAUCAUUUGUACUUUGUGAUUCGAGGAACAGUCGAAGUACUCAGCGGUGAUAUAAUCAUGGCCAUUUUGGGGAAAGGCGACUCGUUUGGUGAAAAUUUUGCCAUUGAUCCCGACAGGCCUGUGGUAAAUUCCAACGCCAGCAUCCGGGCACUGACGUAUUGUGAGCUGCGGCUUGUUUCACGAGAAGAUGUACUGCACAUCCUCAGGCAGUACCCGCUGUUCAGAGAAAACUUCAUUAAAGAUCUGGAGAUUACUUAUAAGCUUCGUGGAGACGAGAUGGAGAAGCAUUUUCUAGAUGUUCAAGAGGACAAAAACUGCUUCAUCAACUUGGAGACCGAGGUUGAUCAUAAACCAAAAGCCUCUAAUGGUUCAAGCACGGGCGCCGUUCCACAAGGAACCACUAACGUAUACAAUUAUUUAAAUGGACCUGUGGAUUUGGCGGAAGGCGGAAUGCGACCUAGACCUAACAACUUGGAUCUUCCAUCAAAUUGUGUGCAUAGCAUUAUGGAAGGCACUCAAUCGACGUCUGAAAAUUCCGCUCUUGGAUGCUUUUUAUUACCUCCACUGGCCGAACGGUUGGGAAAUUCGGAUAUCUAAGCAGAAGCUAGAAACUCUACUGCGUCUCAAUGUGGUCAGGCUGUACACAGAGAAGACGCAGUGUCAAGUAAUUGCUAUAAGGCUGUGACAGAGAAAAGGGACACAUUUGGGUGUAAAGACUCUUGGAAAUAGUUCAGCG
Molecule: messenger RNA, 3965 nt
Organism: Stylophora pistillata
Lineage: Eukaryota; Metazoa; Cnidaria; Anthozoa; Scleractinia; Pocilloporidae
Product: voltage-gated inwardly rectifying potassium channel KCNH6
Biological process (GO): potassium ion transmembrane transport; regulation of membrane potential
Cellular component (GO): plasma membrane
Molecular function (GO): inward rectifier potassium channel activity
Source: RefSeq, a predicted model, not a curated record